AAACUCCCUCUUUUCUCCCUGUUCUUUGCAGCCGGUCGGACGCACGAGUCCCAUACCUGCAUAGAGCUCCCUGCAUUAUUGAGGACCGUCCCUCAUCGAACGUCGCAAUAUCCCGAGCGCACUGCACCAAGAGGGAGACGAUACCGAAAAUAAUUCACUUUACCUCAACCAAAAAUAUUAUAAAGUCCAGUACUUCACAACCAUUAAUCGAAAUGUUUGUCAAAAGAAUGCGGAGGCGAGAGCCGGGCUGCUCUGAGUGCACUCUGUUUCUCUGGCUUUCACCACGCAGCCUCUGGGACUGUGGGCUCAUUUAGUUCACUUCAGUAAUGGACACAACAUAUAGGCUGGGCGGGUGGAGAGGAGAGGGGGAGAUGGAGGAGUGGGAGCAUAAGCAGAGAAGUGAGAGGUGUCCUGACAGAAGUGAAGGGAUGGAGAGCAGGAGAGCAGUAAGGUUCCUCCUCCUUCUGUGCGCACUUUGCCAUCUGACCCUGGCUUUCCCCGCCCAAACAGAAUACUCAGAAGAUGACAACCGACAACUCCAGGUCACCAUCUCCAAGGCAAUCCCGAUUUCCACUGCACAGCUAGGAGGCUCCAUCACAAUCCCAUGUAUGGUGUCCCUGUCCCCUGGGCCCCCCUCGCCCUCCUCGCCCCCCAGCCCGCCCCGGGUCAAGUGGAGCGUGUUGCAUGAUGGGGAGCAGGAGGAGACAGAGAUCCUGGUGGCGCGGGGUCAAAGGGUGAAGGUCAACGAGGCCUACGGAGAACGAGCUUCCCUGGUCAACUUUGCAGACUCGCCCGAGGACCUCUCCCUCUGGCUGGGGGAGCUGCGCUCAACAGACACAGGGCACUACCGUUGCGAGGUGCAGCAGGGCCUGGACGACGCCAGCGACUUCACACAGAUCAAGGUCAAAGGUGUGGUCUUCCACUACAGACAUGCCUCUGGUCGCUAUGCAUUUUCGUUCAGUGAGGCCCAGGCGGUGUGCGAGAGCAUUGGGGCACACAUCGCUACUCCCGACCAGCUUCUGGCAGCCUAUUACGAUGGCUAUGAGCAGUGUGACGCCGGCUGGCUCGCUGACCAAUCUGUCAGAUAUCCAAUCCAAGUUCCCCGGGAAGGUUGCUAUGGUGACAUGGAUGGUCGCCCGGGAGUGAGGAACUAUGGGACGCUGGAACCAGAGGAGCUGUUUGAUGUAUAUUGUUAUGUGGAGCAUAUUGAUGGGGAGGUGUUCCAUGGCUCUGCCCCUAAGCAGCUGUCAUUGAAUGAGGCUUGGGCGUACUGCGAGAAGGAAGGGGCAGAGCUGGCUACCACCGGGCAGCUGUACAUGGCAUGGAGUGAGGGUCUGGACCGCUGCAACCCUGGCUGGCUGUCUGAUGGCAGCGUGCGCUACCCCGUCAUCACCCCUAGAGCGCGCUGUGGAGGUCCACAGGCAGGGGUCAAGACCCUGUAUCGCUACAGCAACCAGACAGGCUUCCCUGAAUCCUCCAGCCGCCAUGAUGUUUACUGUUUCAGAGGUAAUGGGAAUCCUCACACGGAUGCCCCCAUGGACUACAUGGCCACUGAACCAGAGGACAUCGGACAAGAUAUUGUUGUUCUUAUGGAGCCUGCCGAGGAGCUCCAUCCGAGCCUGGAUCCAGAGCAAGUGGAGCGAGAGGCCCAGAGUGUCCUGCAAUCCCUCCCCGUCUUCCAGUCAGCUCCUGCUCGGGAGGACCUGCAAGGAUCUCCCCCUACGUCCAUGUCAAGCACAGAGGUCCCACUCACCCGUACAGCUUCCACCCAGGACCUCCUCCAGCCUUUUGAUGAGACUUCACUUCCUGUAGAAGAACACUACCACUCCCAGCAUCCUACUUCACUUCCCAGCACCUCCAGUGUGCCAGACUCCCUUCACGAACAAAACUAUCACUCCCAGCAUUCUACUUCACUACCCAGCACAUCCAGUGAGCCAGACUCCCUUCACAAUGAAGACUAUCACUCCCAGCAUUCUACUUCACUUCCCAGCACCUCCAGUGAGCCAGACUCCCUUCACGAAGGAGACUAUCACUCCCAGCAUUCUACUUCACUUCCCAGCACCUCCAGUGAGCCAGACUCCCUUCACGAAGGAGACUAUCACUCCCAGCAUUCUAGUUCAUUACCCAGCACAUCCAGUGAGCCAGACUCCCUUCACGAUGGAGACUAUCACUCCCAGCAUUCUACUUCACUUCCCAGCACCUCCAGUGAGCCAGACUCCCUUCACGAAGGAGACUAUCACUCACAGAAUUCUACUUCACUUCCCAGCACCUCCAGUGUGCCAGACUCCCUUCACGAAGAAAACUAUCACUCCCAGCAUUCUAGUUCAUUACCCAGCACAACCAGGGAGCCAGACUCCCUUCACAAUGGAGAAUAUCACUCCCAGCAUUCUACUUCACUUCCCAGCACCUCCAGUGAGCCAGACUCCCUUCACGAAGGAGACUAUCACUCACAGAAUUCUACUUCACUUCCCAGCACCUCCACCUCUACUUCACUUCCCAGCACCUCCAGUGUGCCAGACUCCCUUCACGAAGGAGACUAUCACUCCCAGCAUCCUACUUCAUUACCCAACACCUCCAGUGUGCCAGACUCCCUUCACGAAGGAGACUAUCACUCCCAGCAUCCUGCUUCAUUACCCAGUACCUCCAGCGUGCCAGACUCCCUCCACGAAGGCAACUCCAGUUUCUACCGACUCGAACUGGAAACGAGCCCAGAAUUCCCAGAGCCGUCCUACAAGCCACACAUACAUUACCAGCCGAUGCCAGAGAUGAACCCGGAGGAACCCGACUACCAGCAGUCAGGCUCUUCCAAGCACUUCCAGCCAAUGCCAGAGACCAACCUGGAGUUGGAUCAACUGGAAGCCAACUACAGCACAACAGCAGGUAACCAGAGUCAGCGGGAGAAUGCACAAGAGACUACCAACAUGGCCUUUGACCCCAUAGAGAAUGCUACCGAGGCACGUGACCCCACUGCAGGGAGAAGACACAAAGAGGGAGAACUUGAAGAGACUUCCAUCUCGACCGAAUCCCUGGGUGAGCUUGAUCCUCACCCAGUCUGGUCUACACUCUCCCCCCACGGAAGGGCAACCUCAGUGUGGUUGCCCUUGGAUGGAUCUGGAGAUAUGUCCCAAGAGAUUGACCUAGGUGUCCAGCAGGGAAUGCACACAGACAGAUCCCCCACCUCUGAACCCUCUGACUUCACCACUCACAUGUCUGCCUCACCUGGAGCCACCAGCAUCUCCAAUGAGCAGCAGACAGGAGUGCCACAUUCAAGCAGCAUCUCGUCUGGACUGGAUCAUUCUGAGGAGCUGGGACUGGAUGUGUACUCCACAGUAGCUGUGUACUCCACAGUAGGCCGUCCACCAGGAACCUCCCAGGGAACUUCCUCCGCUAUACCGGAAGGCAGCACCAGUCUAGAUUUCGAGGGCAUCGUCAAUCCAGAGAGAUUGGAACCUUCAGGAGCAGUGGAGCUGGCACCAGGGGAGUCUGAUGAGGAGCACCUGGGGUCUGGAGUGGAAAUAGCUACGACUGAGUCUCCAGACCUGUCCACCACCUCCCAGCUGCCUGUCGAGUUUACCACAAUGGGCUAUCAAACAACGGCCAUGUCCAGAAUAGAGGUGGAUCCCACAACCACGGACCCUGAAGAAGACGGAAGUGGACAUGAGCCAGGCACUGAUGAACCGUCCCUCGGAGAAAAAGUUACAGUCUUCCCCCUUGAGUCGCAAACAACCAGUUGGGAUCUGCACCGUACCACCUCUGCACCCCAAGAGUCUCAGGACGACCUUGAAUACAGCGGGGAACCCGCUUCCUCCUCUUCCCAGACAGAGUUUCCAGACUCCUCAGCAGAACCUGAACUGUUUGUGUCAGACUCCUUGUCCACCUCAAGUACAGAUCCCACCGCUGCCACUAUGUCCACAUCCACCGUGUACACAUCCACAGAGUGGGCCACACAGACCUGGAGCCCCGUCACCUCCACUACACAAAGUCCCCCAGAGCCAGAGAGGGUGACGGCUCUUAAACCCCCUGUGGAUCAUGGCCAGAUGGAUCUGGAAUUCGGCCUCACCCAGCCGCCAACCCUGCUCAUCUUGCCCAAUGAGAGAGCUGCUGUGGGCAGUUCCAGGAAGAUUUCAGAUGCCUGUCUGGAGGACCCCUGUGCCAACGGCGGCACCUGCGUCGAGAUGGGCGGGAGCACCAAAUGCCUCUGUUUGCCCAGCUAUGGAGGUGACCUCUGUCAGAUGGAUCUGGAGCAGUGUGGGGGGGGCUGGCAGAAGUUCCACGGGAACUGCUACAAGCACUUCAACCAGCGGCUGAGCUGGGAGGUGGCGGAGCAGCACUGUCGCAUGGUGGGGGGCCACCUGGUGUCAAUCAUAACCCCUGAGGAGCAGGACUUCAUUAACAAUAACUAUAAGGAGUAUCAGUGGACUGGACUGAACGACAAGACCAUCGAGGGGGAUUUCCGCUGGUCCGAUGGUAACCCAUUGCUCUAUGAGAACUGGUACAGGGGCCAGCCUGACAGUUACUUCCUGUCUGGAGAGGACUGUGUGGUGAUGGUGUGGCAUGAUGCCGGGCGCUGGAGUGAUGUGCCCUGCAACUACCACCUGGCCUACACCUGCAAGAAAGGCACCUCUUCAUGUGGCCCUCCCCCCAAAGUCCGGAACGCAUCUGCGUUUGGCAGAAUCCGCCAGAGGUACGAGACAGACGCCAUUGUGCGCUACUACUGUGCCCAGGGCUUCCAGCAGAGACAAAACCCUCUGGUCAAGUGCCUGCCAGGUGGCAAGUGGGAGGAGCCCCAGAUCCUCUGCAUUCCUGCGGCAGGAAACACAGCACAGGUAGCAGGAGUAACAUCACCAACAACAGGAAACCAGGAGCUGACUGGAGAGGAAUCCUAAACAAAAAAACACCUUAAUACUGGGACAUCAAGUGGAACUUUUAAAUUCCAUACCAUGUCCCAUUACACUUCAAGAGUUUUCUUUCUUCAUUUACCAGAGAUCUGAAAUGGCUGAACAUGUGAAGGCAAUAUUGUGAUCUUGAAAGGAGACAAGGAAAGAGUAUUGGGACACAGGGUCAGUUUGGCAUUACAUUCCUACUCGUCAUCGAAGCACAUCGAUCUGAAUCUGUAGUUGGGAUAGCCUGGGCUUUAGGGUCUCUUGCAGCCCUACAUAGGAUGUUAUGAAUUGCAAUGGUGUGCUAGAAGGCAGAACACGGAACAUUUUCCGUGAAAAGUCCUUGGGCAUUCCGAAAAUCCUGUCACUGACGCAUGUCUAUUAUCAGUAACUCCUUGUCCAUCCAUCCGGAUUGUACACUAUAUAUAUACAAGUGUAUGGACACUGCUUCAAAUUAGUGCAUUUGGCUUUUUCAGCCACACCCAUUGCUGACAGGUGUAUCAAAUCGAGCACACCGCCAUGCAAUCUCCAUAGACAAACAUUGGCAGUAUUAAUUGCCUUAUUGAAGAGCUCAGUGACUUCCAACAUGGCACCGUCAUAGGAUACCACCUUUCCAACAAGUCAGUUUGGCAAAUUUCUGCCCUGCUAGAGCUGCCCCGGUCAACUGUUAGUGCUAUUAUUGUGAAGUGGAAACGUCUAGGACCAAAAACAGAGCAGCCACAAAGUGGUGGGCCACACAAGCUCACAGAACGGGACAGCCAAGUGCUGAAGCUCCAACUGUGUUAGACAGUGGUAGGAUACACGGUAGCUCGUCUUGAGACAAUUUGGUUCAGACGUUUUUUUUAACGAUAUCCACACAUUGUACAAUCCAGAAGGACGGACAAGGAGUAAUGGGUUAUAAAUAUGCCUUAGGUAGCAGAAUUUUUGGAAACCUGGAUGCCAAAGGAUUUUUCACCAAAUAUGUCCCGGGCUCCAAAUUAUAGCGAUCUAGGAUGCCAUUGCAUUCAAUGUGCGACGUCAACUCCAGGACUCUUGUUGGUUUUAAACAGCCGUCAUCACACUAACGGUGUCAAUCAUUGUUUAUGGACUAUUAUUGGCAAAUCAGCUUUAUAAAUC
Messenger RNA from Oncorhynchus keta (chum salmon), 5996 nucleotides. Its product is annotated as brevican core protein-like. Bases 327 to 4886 code for a protein of 1519 amino acids. NCBI's taxonomy places the organism in Eukaryota, Metazoa, Chordata, Actinopteri, Salmoniformes, Salmonidae. Gene Ontology annotation, molecular function: hyaluronic acid binding. The record is from RefSeq and is a predicted model, not a curated record. Gene Ontology annotation, biological process: cell adhesion. The transcript is spliced from 16 exons.